AUGUCUCUUGGUAAGGGAUAUUUUGAUUUCUCAUUCUCUAGUUUGGAAGAUUCCAGGAGGGUGAGAUCUGUUAACUCAUGGAGCUUGAACCCAGGUUAUUUAAAGCUUUUUACAUGGACUAAGGAUUUCAAUUCUUCUAGUUUGAAACAAACAUUCGCCCAAGUUUGGAUCCACAUACACGGCUUGUCCCAAGAAUAUUGGAGGCCCAAAAUCAAUUUUGCCAUUGCUAGUAGCAUCAGAACUCCUUUUUGCACUGAUUUUGCUAUUAUCAAAAGUUGUUUUGAUCGACCGUUUGGUCACUACGUUCGGGUCUUAGUGGAUCUUGACCUUUACAAUGAGUUAAGGUCUGAGAAUGUGAAUGUUGAAGUCAAUGAUGAGGUUAACCAUGCUACUGACUUAAUUGGUAAAGACUUAUAUGUCUCUGACAAAGUUCCAGUUGAUGUUGGUGAGACUAGUCUUGCUAGAAAUAUCACUAUCAAUAUUCCUUCUGCUACUGUUGGAUUUCCACUUCCUCAUAAUUCUGCGGGAAAACCAGCUACAAAAGACAUACCACGGGAUAUCCCAGUUGAAGAUUUCAUAGAGCACAACCCAAGGUCAGACGUGGAGGAAGUUCUCGAAGUUGUCCCGGAAACACAAUUGAUUAUGCCUAACAUCAAUCAUUAUGAGUCUGAACACGUGAGUAACACACAUGGUUCUUUUAAGAUGAUUCCUAGCUUAGAAUCCACUUUGCAGAAGGAUAUACAAUUUCUCAAUAAUACUUGGGCAAAUGUGAUGGAUCAGGAGGUGGAUCCUACUAACCAAUGUGACCAAGAGGCUCCUUUUCAACUUGUCAUUUCCAAGAGCAAAAGGAAAGUUCAAAAGAAGAAAACACAUCUAACCAGUUCAAAGACUGGUUUAGGGUUGGGGGUCACCGGAGAAGAAGGCGCCGCCGCCGCGGUUGGCCGGCCGCCACUGUCUUCUCUGGCAGGUUUGACCGGGGGUGGUGACGGAGAAGAAGAUGAAGUUGCAGAGCAACUUUGUUUUCAGAAGUGA
Messenger RNA from Lathyrus oleraceus (garden pea), 1032 nucleotides. RefSeq lists its product as uncharacterized. Bases 1 to 1032 code for a protein of 343 amino acids. The record is from RefSeq and is a predicted model, not a curated record. The transcript has 3 exons. NCBI's taxonomy places the organism in Eukaryota, Viridiplantae, Streptophyta, Magnoliopsida, Fabales, Fabaceae.